Triticum dicoccoides is the source of this 968-nucleotide messenger RNA. RefSeq lists its product as uncharacterized. The record is from RefSeq and is a predicted model, not a curated record. Bases 168 to 734 code for a protein of 188 amino acids. NCBI's taxonomy places the organism in Eukaryota, Viridiplantae, Streptophyta, Magnoliopsida, Poales, Poaceae. The transcript has a single exon.
CGCCGCGAUUGACCGCCCGUCCCCAUCCACGUGUUGCGUCGCCGGCGCCGCCACGCCGGCCACGCGGGCAGUCCGCCUCCCGCUUGCUUCCGCCGUCUUCUCUAGUAGAAGCCUCUCACGGUCUCACCCCCUCGCGCACGCGCGGACGCCCGCUAUAUAUACCUCCCAUGCCCCCGCCCUCGUCUCCAUGCUCCAUAUACUCUGCUCUCCUCUGCUUCUGCUUCUUCUUCCUGCCGCUCGCUGCGCAUGCAAUAGACUUCUUGACCGAUCAUUCAUUCAAGCAAGCGCCGAGGAUCGACCGAGCACGAGCAGGGACGUCGAUGGAUCAUCUGCUGCACCAUGGGCACGAGAUGAGGCGGCCGUCCGUGACCGUCUCCGGCCACGAGGCGGCGCUGAGGGCCGUCCAGAAGCCGCCGGCCAAGCCGUGGCGCGCGGGCGGCGGCUUGACGCCGGCGCCGACGCCGCCCAAGGUGUACCGCGUGGAGCCCCGGGAGUUCCGCGACCUCGUGCAGAGCCUCACCGGCGCGCCCGCCGCCGCCAUGGCCAGGCAGCACCAGCACACUCAGCACCAGCAGCUGCAGCGCGCGCCGACGCAACCCGUGCCCGUGCGCCCCGGCGGUGUCGAGGACACUGCGGCCGCGGCCGGGCAGAUGUACGCGCCCUGGUGCUCGUUCCCGCUCAUGGGCCCGCCGGCGUCCAUGCACCCCGGCCUCGACGGCCACCACCUCAUAUAGGAUGCAGCUCACUUUCCCGGCUGCCGCUGCUCUUGCAUGUACAUCCUUGCUUUCUAGGACAGGCUAGGCGCGUGAACUGCAAAGCAGCGAGUAAAAACUCGUUUAAUAUUGCCUUAGUUUUAAGUGUACACAAACAUCAUGCUCGUUUGCUCCCUUUGUAACUUAGCAGCCACACAUGAUGUAAUUACCAAGCUUGAAAGGGGAGUGCGCUUGCGAUGAACAAGACCUCUAUUA